Molecule: messenger RNA, 1576 nt
Organism: Phaeodactylum tricornutum CCAP 1055/1
Lineage: Eukaryota; Bacillariophyta; Bacillariophyceae; Surirellales; Neidiaceae
Exons: 1
Coding region: 11-1576 (521 amino acids)
Source: RefSeq, a predicted model, not a curated record
UGCGUGGGACAUGACGAACGCGUCCAUCUCCACCAACACGGACCUGCCGCAGACGACGGAUGAAAGACGCCCGUUACCAUCAACGAGCGUCAACGAAUCCAACUCUGUGGAAACAAGCAAGACGACAGCGGUCGCAAACCAAACCCCGGAAGAGUCCAUUCGUCGUUCCCGGGACAAACCCGACAUGUUCGCCGAACCCGCCCAAGAUCUGCCUUUCCCGACGGAGUUGCAACGUGCCCGGCAGAGUACACCGGGAGCCUUUCCACAAGGCGGUACCGCCACUCGUAGCACGACCUUGUCGACGACGACGACGACGGAUGCCAGUCAGUCUACCGCGUCAGUGUCACCGUUGUAUAUAGCCGCAUCCGGUAUGCCUUUGCUGACGGCGACGCUCGUGGCGGAAGACGAGGACGACGCUACCGGACAUUCGGAGACUACCAGUGGAACGCACUCAACCCCGCGUCACAAUGACGAUGAUGAUGAAGAAAAGCAGCGUGGAUCGGUAGUCCUUGCCACAGCGGAACCGUGGGAACAACAUUCCGUAACCGAAAAAACUCUACGCCGGACUCGCCGUAAGCGCUGCACGUACGCCCUUGUGGUCUUGCUGGGAAUCGUGGGGCUCGUACUGGGCGUAACUUUGGGGAUUACCAACCGCACGAACAGUCGCACCGACAGCCAAACGACUGCAAUAACGGCGAACGACGGUACAACUACCGGAGACGCCAACGGCGAUCGUGACAGUUUGGAUGGCGACACCGACGAUGCACUCUCCGUCUCGCAAACGUCCCACGUCGUGGCUUGGCCGGUAGCUACUUCCUGUCUGGAUGAACCAUCUCGGCCACUCGUACGGGUUUCUUGUGGCGCCACGGAAACGGUACGCAUUCGCACCGUCCAAAACGCCAACUGCACCCUUACGAGCGAUCGCACCAACGAAGCCACGUGCGUCCCGGAUCAGCUUGCCAAUUCAGCAAGGUUGGCGGUUGCCUUUUGGGACUGUACCGGCAUCGUGCCGGGGUCCGUCGGCCCCGUCCAAGCGGUGCUAUCCCCGUCGCUCCCUACCGACACCGCCAAUAACGUUCCAAACGACGCUUGUUCGACAUGGACGGUGGACACCUUCACGUCCAAUGCCCCCACCGUACCAACCUACCUUAUUCUGGGCGACGUGUGUCCCGUCGUUGCCUCCAACACGGAAGCUGUCCCAAGCCAAGAUAGUGCCGACCACGAUGCGACGGAAAGUGCGACCAACGACGACGCGUGGAACGACGACGACCGCCGCAUCCUUACGGUCCCCGAUACAACCCAAGCCGAUUGGCACAUUGUUACACAACGAGACGGUUCCUGUCCGGCACCCGGCACCAACGUGACGGUAGCGUCGAGCCAACUGCAAGUAUGCGCGUGGUUGGAACCGAACGAUUGGGAGAUGCCGGAACUCCGCGUCCGCCACGACCGUUUGCCGUGCCGACACGCGGUAGAUCGAGGCCCAAGCCUGGAGUCGUUUUGGUAUCAGGCGGACCAAUUGUUCCAGACCGACGUCAUUGUGAACGCGCUAGAACCGUACGGUACGCCACAAGGGUGA